Messenger RNA from Aspergillus fijiensis CBS 313.89, 564 nucleotides. RefSeq lists its product as uncharacterized. The coding region runs from base 1 to 564 and encodes 187 amino acids. The record is from RefSeq and is a predicted model, not a curated record. The transcript is spliced from 2 exons. Lineage: Eukaryota; Fungi; Ascomycota; Eurotiomycetes; Eurotiales; Aspergillaceae.
AUGGACCCAACCCUCGAUCCCCCACUCCCACCACCCCCGCGUCGCAUCCACCACCGCGCCUCGCCAACCCGCCGCCGCGAUCAUUACCAAAACAACCACAAUCACCACUACCGCCUCACCGCCACCGCCACCGCGCGCUCCCGCUGCGACGACCGCUCCAGCCAACCCUCCAGCGACCCGGCCUUCUUCUCCAGCGACGAUGUCCCCGGCUCCGGCGGCUUGGAGAACUACACCGCCGGCUCUGCUGCAGGUGUAGGCGCUGCCGCAGCUACCCACACAGCACACCAGCCUCACCAGCAUGCUUCCGGAGCCGGGGGCUUAGCGGGCACUCGGAAGCGCCGGUAUCGCGGGACGUGGUGGGGGGAGAAGAUGAUGUCGUCGGGCGGGCAUCAACCGCAAGGUCAGGAAGGGGCUAAGCGCAACAAGAGGGUGGAUUGGAGGGAGAAGAGUGGGCAAGAGCAAAUCAGUGUCGUGCUGGUGGAUCUUCCGCUGAUCUUCGCCGAGGAAACCUCGAUAGUCUCGUCUUCCAGGAUUCCCCCAGUCUACGUCUAUUCAAGUCUGUAG